AGGUCACUUCCUGCGUGGUGGGUAGCUUCCUGUGGCGUUUUCAGCCUCGCUCUCUUUUUGCUGCCUGCCCGCCGCCAUCAUGGGUCGCAUGCAUGCUCCGGGGAAGGGCCUGUCCCAGUCGGCUCUGCCCUAUCGCCGCAGCGUCCCCACCUGGCUGAAGUUGACGUCUGACGACGUAAAGGAGCAGAUUUACAAACUGGCCAAAAAGGGCCUGACUCCCUCACAAAUCGGUGUGAUCCUGAGGGACUCACAUGGUGUUGCACAAGUACGCUUUGUGACAGGGAAUAAAAUCUUGAGAAUCCUUAAGUCCAAAGGACUUGCUCCUGAUCUUCCUGAGGAUCUCUACCACUUAAUUAAAAAAGCAGUUGCUGUUCGAAAGCAUCUUGAGAGGAACAGAAAGGUAAGAAUAAAUAAAGGCCUGGUGUUAAGUAGAACCAUUUGUACUAACUUAUUUCAAUAUAAUAUAACACAUCUGAUUUGA
Galeopterus variegatus (Sunda flying lemur) is the source of this 481-nucleotide messenger RNA. RefSeq names its product ribosomal protein S13 (gene RPS13). The transcript has 4 exons. Gene Ontology annotation, molecular function: structural constituent of ribosome; small ribosomal subunit rRNA binding. Gene Ontology annotation, biological process: translation. Lineage: Eukaryota; Metazoa; Chordata; Mammalia; Dermoptera; Cynocephalidae. The record is from RefSeq and is a predicted model, not a curated record. Bases 80 to 481 code for a protein of 133 amino acids. Gene Ontology annotation, cellular component: ribosome; cytosolic small ribosomal subunit; nucleolus.